AUGGCGACGCCCGCUGAUCUUGCUCUGCAGCGGCAACUGCAGGCGCCGGAGUCCGCCGCGUCGCCCAAGGUCGUGACUGCGCUAUGGGUGCUCGGCCUGUUCACCGCCUCCGUGGCCAUCACCCUCGCCGUGCGCGAGCCACUGCCGGUGCCGGGCCGCCUCCAUAAGAACGCGUACUUCCUCACGCUCUCGGUCGCAUUCUUCGCCGGGGUAGCAGGCGUCAUGGCCGUUGUUUGCAUUGAGUGGCCGACGACCCCCACGGCCACCGGCCGCCGUGCCACGGGGGAUGAAGCUCGUCUACUCUACCGCCGCCGCCGCCAUCGCUGUCGGUGGUUUCAUGGUGGUCGUUUCAUUGCUAUGCUUAAACAGAUCGAGCUUAUGCGUCCAGCUCAUGCCGUCAGUUCUUCUCUGUAUGAUGAAUGA
Miscanthus lutarioriparius is the source of this 423-nucleotide messenger RNA. NCBI's taxonomy places the organism in Eukaryota, Viridiplantae, Streptophyta, Magnoliopsida, Poales, Poaceae. The record is from the annotation of a GenBank genome assembly.